AUGUACUCAAGUCACAAUAAUAACGGCCGUCAAGGACGUGGACGUGGUCAAGGACGUGGUCAAGGACUUGGUCAAGGACGUGGGCGUGGACGUGAAGGUCGUGGCUCUUUUCUCAGUAAUCGUGCUUGUUUUCCCCGUAGUCCCCGAUCUUCUACAUUCAAUGGAACUUCUUUUGACGCUGCUAUUAGUCUAGAUGAGAGUUUUAUUAUGGAGAUCCACGCGGCUCUCAAGUCACUCGUAGAGGAUGGCGAGCGAACGGAAAUGAGCUUUUCAUCUAGUUUUGACGCCACACAGAGACGCUAUAUCCAUACAAUGGCUCAGAAAUAUGGUCUUUUCUCCAAGAGUUCGGGGAAGAAAGCGGCUGGACGCUUCAUUCAUGUGGCAAAAGUCAAGAAAAAUGCGGCAAUGCAGGAGGUUUCGCUACGUUUACCAAGUGUACCUCUUAAUUCUACCACAGUAGAGUGGUUUCCGUCUGUUGUGAGGCAGUAUAUGGACAAAUACCCCGCUCCUUCAGUGCAGGACGGGGACUUGGACCCGUGGAGUGCCGAGAAUCUUCGUCCAUUGGUUUCAGUACCUAAGAGACAUCAUGGACGCGGGAAUGCGUCACUAUUCAAGCCUUUGCCAUGUCGAGGGAACCAGACAGGAGUCAAAACAGUGAGAACUGUACCGAUUGAAGCGACCAAAUUACCAGUGUAUAGAUAUCGCGAGCAAAUUUUGGAACUUGUUCAGACGAAUCAGAUUGUGGUGCUUUCAGGAGAUACUGGGAGUGGAAAAUCAACGCAGAUACCGCAGUUUUUGCUGGAUGACGCCUUAGCACAAGGACGGGGAGACGAGACAAGGAUCAUUUGUACUCAACCACGACGAAUUAGUGCAAUCUCGCUUGCAGAGCGUGUUGCACGUGAACGCAUUGGACAAGAUCCAAGGGAAGUGGGGCACGCAAUUCGGUUUGAUUCGUCGUUUGAUACAAAGCGGUCCAAACUUAUAUUUUGUACGACGGGCACGUUGCUCAAGUGGCUGAAUAAUGAUCCAUUUUCGCGUGGAUUUUCGCACAUUAUUUUGGACGAAGUGCACGAGCGUGAUCAGUUUACUGACUUCUUGCUUAUUCUUAUGAAGACGUCCAUUCUUAAGCGGAGACCAGACCUCAAGGUGAUUCUAAUGAGUGCUACCAUUCAAGUGCAAAAAUUCUCGCAGUAUUUUCAACCGGACUAUUCGGCGCCCGUACUUCAGAUGGCGGGAGGCACUAACUUUCCAGUGACAACGCUUUUUCUCGAAGACAUUUUGGCGCUAUUAGAGAGUGAUCGCACGUCGCCAUUGCCGAUUAUGGACGACUUGAAAAUCAACCACGUUGGAGAUGGGUUUACUAGUCAGAUGGGAAAAGCAGCUGCAAGUAACGGGCUAGAAUGUCCUUUGUGUGGUGGUGCUAGCUUCGCCGAUGAAGAAGCGUUCGGCAUGCACGUAGCGACCUGCUUCGGGGAGCCAAGCGCUGAACUUAGAGCACUACCUGUACCAAAACCAGAAAAUGUAUCAAUGCCCGUGCCUGUUGCUGCCAUAGGAGACGUUUUACAAGCCACACUAAGUGGGAUAGAUGUCGACGUCAAGGAGGCACUACUUUCAUCAUACAUGAAGCAGCAAGACGCGCUCCGACAGGAUCAGUCAGUGGACUACGAUUUGUUGUUGCAACUGCUCUUCCUUGUGAACCGUACUUUUCCGCUAGAUAAAGACGGAAAAGGAGCCAUUUUGGUAUUUCUUCCUGGUUGGGAAGAGAUUUCAUAUAUGGAGCGCGCUCUACUCAACUCACCAGCAACAUCAGUAGUAUAUGAAAUAGCUCUUCUUCACUCGCGCUUGUCAGCGCAGGAGCAGCGUCUCGCAUUCAUGACGCCACCGAAUGGGAAACGAAAACUGGUGCUGGCUACCAACAUUGCCGAAACAAGUCUUACUAUCGAAGACGUGGUAUUUGUUGUGGACUGUGGCAAAUCCAAGCAGACGCAUGCACUUGCCGCAACCUCAAGCUCAUCUUUUGUGAUGGGGCUGCAAACUACGUGGGUGGCGCGAGCAAAUUGUAUGCAGCGAACAGGUCGUGCUGGUCGUGUUCGUGCCGGUGUUUGCUUCCGCCUUUUCUCAAAGUCACGAUACGAAACCGCCAUGAAAGAUUUUAUGCCUCCAGAAUUGCUUACCACUCCAUUGGAGGAGCUGUUGCUGCAAAUUAUGCUACUUCAAAUUGAAAAGAAGCUUCACAUUGACAAUGCUAAAAAAUUUCUUUUGGAGGCGAUGGAUCCGCCAAGCGAGAAUACAAUUGAUGCGUCGCUGCAAAGACUGACAGACAUGCGUGCACUCGCUUACAGCAAGAAAGGAGACCGGACUCUGACCUUGCUGGGCUGGCAUUUGGGACACAUUUGCUCAAGUGGUGUAUCUGUCCAGAUGGCAAAGCUCCUGCUUUGGGGACAUACUUUCGGCUGCUUUGACGCAAUUUUACAGACAACAUGCACGCUGAGCGGGUAUCGGGAUCCGUUCAUUAGUUUCCUUGGCAUGUCUCCCGAAGAACAGCGCCAGGUGGCCGUUUCUAAGAAGGCGUUUGCCCGCAAUGGGUCGCCGCCCGCGCAUACUUUGCAAAGUGACCAUUUCGUUCUUUGGAAGGCAUUUGGUGCAUACCUUGACGCGCGAGCAGGGUCCUCAUAUAAAGCAAAGGAUGCGUUUUGUGCUCGAAAUAAGUUGCACCGACAGACUUUGGAUCAACUUGUUUCAAUUUACAAGCAGUUGCAGCAAGAUUUAAACAGGUUGGGACUCUCGGUCGCUACCCAGCUUGUGCCAACUGCAGUGUCAACAAAACCUGCAACUAUGGAAAGCGUCGCACCGUACUUGAUGGCACUCAGUAUUGGCAUGUACCCUAAUGCGUUGUUCACGCGUUCGGGGGUAAUUAGUCGUAACUGGACUUCGAAAGAAAAGGUGAAAGUGAAAAUGGAUGGUACUUCCAUGGUAAUGUGGCCCGAUGCUAAUGUUAAGAAAAACAAGAGAAAGCAUGGUUCUGAACAGGACGAGGUAGGCCCACCGGAUCAAUGGCUUGUGUAUCACGAAAUGAUGCAGUCCGAGCGUACUCGUGUUGCAAAAUAUGGUUCCAGGCUGCCGUCACGUUUGUUGCAAGUGCUUCUUAUGGGAUCGGUGGAAACGCAGUCGAUAGAGGAGCAGACUGCAAACGUAGAAGUUAUGAACGAUGAGUCUGUAGCUGCAAGUAAGUGGUUGGUUGUCUUGGAUGAUUGGAUCGUGUUUGAGCUGAGCAAUGCUGCUGAAGCGCAUUGGGUAGCGCUGCUGCGAAAACGUUUGCAUGCUGCCUUUGUUCGUCACUUAGAGCGCCUGCAUGCAAAUUCUCAAAGUGGCGAAGCCAAGGCCUUGUCAACAGCGGACCAGCAGCUCAGACAGCACGAUGCAGAUCUUGUUCAAGCUUUAGUUACGUGGGUCUCCUCUGAUCUGUGUCAUGAAUCCAGGCGUUAG
Messenger RNA from Peronospora belbahrii, 3486 nucleotides. Lineage: Eukaryota; Oomycota; Peronosporomycetes; Peronosporales; Peronosporaceae. The record is from the annotation of a GenBank genome assembly.